Molecule: messenger RNA, 2064 nt
Organism: Alternaria atra
Lineage: Eukaryota; Fungi; Ascomycota; Dothideomycetes; Pleosporales; Pleosporaceae
Exons: 1
Coding region: 1-2064 (687 amino acids)
Biological process (GO): regulation of DNA-templated transcription
Molecular function (GO): DNA-binding transcription factor activity, RNA polymerase II-specific; zinc ion binding
Source: RefSeq, a predicted model, not a curated record
AUGAGUCUCACACCUGCGAAUCGCAUGCGUCUCGGAACGCGAAGCUGCGCCGAGUGUCGACGCCGAAAGGUCCGUUGCGUAUUCUUGCCCCACCGCAAGGGAUGUGAGAGCUGCGCAACCCACGGCACACCUUGCAGAACUCAACAACCUAAGCGACGGCCUGCAGUUUCUCUGCAACGAUCCGAAGAGCUCGGGGGUGCAUUCCGUCAGUUGCCUGAUAUCGCCCAGUUGGGCAGGAGCUCUUUCCCGGACUCUCACUCGUCUCCCUCCUACCUCUCCACAGCAUCUUCGGAUGGCGCACAGCUCCACGCCGCUCUCGACCCUUCGGAUGAGGGAAUAGGGCAUCUUGAGAGUGUACCGCUGAUUAACCUCUUUAGAGAUGCCAGGCUAAUCCAGAGUAUCGACGGGUCGCCACACAAGUCGGUUCCUACCGCUGGCUUGGAUGUACGUGUGCAAGACGCUACCCGGUUGCUCAUGGACUCUGUCCCCAGCCAGCCAACGUUACGGUUGAUACUCUCAGAGACCAACCGAUAUUGGCUCACUUGGCCUUUGUGCUAUUAUGGCAGCGACACAUCCGAUUUCCUUCAGCCUGAUCGGGUAAACAUUGCUCAAGACUUCAUCUCCUCAGCGUUAACCUCUCUCAACCCGAGCUUGGUUGCAAAAGCCCUUUUGUUUCUCUGUCUGUGCAUCCAACAGCUCGCGAAGCAAUGUCGAGCACGCUCGCUGUUACCAGACAGAGUCCACUCGCUGGUCGAAUCUUACAUCAGCAUCGCCUCCACAUUGCUGUCCAUAGACUCCGAGCACGGGGGAAGCAUUGACGCACUAGAGUCACGCAUGUUCUUGCUCAAGAUCUGCGUGACCACGGGCAAGCCACGAAAGGCAUGGACCACUGGAAGAAGCGCACUGGAGGCAGCCUUACUCCUUGGCUUGCACCGUAUUGACCAACAGUCUACGGAUCGCAAGAAGAAACUUUGGCGAUUGAUUUGGCAGUCUGACCGACACUUGUCUUUGCUUCUUGGACUGCCCUGCGCUAUUUCUAAUACGCAUCCAGGAGUCAGGAACAAACUUGGUGGGGAGUCCAUCAUCGAACAGAUCCUGUAUGAGUGCAGCUUCUUGGCUGGCGCGGUUGCCGAGAGGGACCAAGAAUUUGGCAUGGCGGAUUAUGCAGUAACGGUAGAGCUCGACCGACGACUGCAACAGCUACAAUAUUUGUUUCCCCCUUCCUGGUUUCACUCCACGACGGACCAAGAGAUUUCUGUCGAUAUGCACUAUUACAUACAGAUUGCGAUGCUGCAAUACUUCCUUCUGUCGAAGCACAUCCAUCUCCCGUAUAUGCUGAAAUCUACCGCAGAGCCCAGAUUCCUGCCCAGUCGGAUAUCAACUAUGGCAGCAUCACGAAGCAUCAUCCAGGCUUACCAUCAGUUACGUGACGAUCACCGAACCAAAUCUAUCAUCUGCGAGCUCAUGGACUUUGAAGCUUUUAGCGCCGCGGUUACGCUCAUUAUCGGCAUCUUUUCCGAGUCCAAAGGUGGCCUCCGCAACUACGCACAGGCAGCGGGAGACUGGGCUAUUGUGAGAACUUGUGUCCAAACGCUGAGGCGCACAGAACAGCUUCUUGAAUGUUCCAUCGCCCGUCAAGGAGCGCAACUGCUGGAGUACCUCAGCAUGGCUUGGGAAGGCAACGGCGAUGCUCCUGAGAGAUUUGAGAGCAUAAUACCUUUCUUCGGUAAAAUCAAGAUCAACCGAGCGGCUGUGGCAAGGACUCAGGAAUGGGAGAGCGGGAGAAUGUAUCCGAUGGACGACGUCUCAAUGAAUCCGCCUACAAAUGCGAGGGAUUCCAGUUUGUGCUACCAUGACUCAGGUUCGCAGUUAUUAUGGGAAAAUACGAUAGAGUUCAGCGCCAAUCCUUCAUGUUUUGACUACGGUGCAGACUUAGGUGGUAACUGGCAAGACCCAGUUUGUUUCGGAGCAGCGUACGAGUGGACUCAGUCUUUCAGUCAUGUUGAGACGACGGAUACAGUUGCUGGUGACAUGCGAGAUUGGACUUCGACAUCAGCUCCAUGA